This is a messenger RNA of Xiphophorus maculatus (southern platyfish), 1834 nucleotides long. It is a transcript of the gene faah2b, whose product is annotated as fatty acid amide hydrolase 2. The coding region runs from base 119 to 1702 and encodes 527 amino acids. Lineage: Eukaryota; Metazoa; Chordata; Actinopteri; Cyprinodontiformes; Poeciliidae. The transcript is spliced from 11 exons. The record is from RefSeq and is a predicted model, not a curated record.
UAACCUCUCUAAGCUGCGCCAUCUUGACCAGCAGGAACAAACAGGUACUCUACAUCAGGAGCGGCUCACCGCGGUCGAACAGCCGUUGACCUUCCGUCCUCCAACUCGCCGUGGAAACAUGGCUCUGAGCCGCCUGGAAAAGGCUCAGGCGUGGCUCUUCAGGGCUGUCACGUCCUUCUUCUUCGUGAUUUUCCAGCUCCUCUCCAGCCCCGCUGCCUCCGCGAGGAAGUUGCCGCCCGUCAGCAACCCGCUGCUGCUCCAGUCAGCGACGCAGCUCGCCAAGAAGAUCCGGAGGAAAGAGGUAUCCAGUGUGGAGGUGGUGCAGGCUUACAUCGACAGGAUCCAGGAAGUUAACCCUUUUGUGAAUGCUGUUGUAAAAGACAGGUUCGCGGCUGCCCUCCAGGAGGCGGCCCAGGUUGAUAAGCUCAUAGAGGAGGAGACGGGAGGAGAAGACGUUCUGGAGGACAGACUUCCUCUUCUGGGCGUCCCACUGUCCGUCAAGGAGUCCUACUCCCUGCAGGGCAUGCCCUUAUCCACAGGGUUGGUAUCCAGACGGGGGGUCGUUGCCUCCGUCGACGCUCCCCCUGUGGCGCUGCUAAAGAGAGCCGGCGCCGUCCCUCUGGGCGUCACCAACACCAGCGAGCUGUGCAUGUGGCUGGAGUCCCACAACCACCUGUACGGGAUGACGUGCAACCCGUACGACCUGGAGAGGAUAGCGGGAGGGAGCUCAGGAGGGGAGGGCAGCAUUCUGGGAGCAGCAGGAGCGGUCAUCGGCGUGGGCUCAGACAUCGGCGGCAGCAUCCGCAUCCCUUGUUUCUUCAAUGGUGUAUUCGGCCACAAAACCACUCCAGGUGUGGUGUCCUGUGAGAACCAGUACCCUCCCACCUCUGGCACACAGCACGAGUACCUCAGCUCUGGGCCCAUGUGCCGCUACGCUGAAGACCUGCUGCCCUUGCUCAAGAUCAUGGCAGGACCCAACGCUCACAAGCUGUCCUUAAACGCAGAUGUGGACCUGAAGAAGCUGCGGUUCUUCUCCAUCCCUCACGACGGCGGCUCACUCUACACGUACCCCGUCAGCAAGGAGCUGCUGGACGCUCAGGAGAAGGUGGUGAAGCGUCUGGAGGCUGACCUCGGGGUCAAAGUGCAGGAGGUGUGCUUUCCUGAGCUGCGCUACGGCUUCCAGAUCUGGGACACAUACAUGGGUCUGCCUGAUGAAGAAGGCAAGCCUCCUCUGGCCUUUGCGGAGCUGAUGGGGGAGCCGGGUCGACCGGCGUGGGCGUUCUGGGAGCUGCUGAAACGGAUGGUGGGAAAAUCCGAGCACACCAUGCCUGCUAUCUUCCUGGCCCUCUUCGAGAAGACCCACCUGUCCAAGCCAUCGCCUUUCAUCAUCCAGCAGAAGGAGGCGCUGCAGAAGAAGAUGGAAGAGCUGCUGGGCACCGACGGGGUGUUGCUUUACCCGCCUCACCCCCGAGUGGCACCCAAGCACCACCACCCGCUCUUCAGACCCUUUGACUUCACCUACACAGGUAUCCUGAACAUCCUCGGGCUGCCGGUUACCCAGUGUCCUCUGGGGCUUGGUGAGGAGGGUCUUCCUCUGGGCGUGCAGGUCGUGGCCGGGAAGCUGCAGGACCACCUAACCCUGGCUGUGGCCCUCUACCUGGAGAAGACCUUCGGAGGAUGGAGGGACCCCGGAGGGAAGUGAAGCCCCUCCGCCGACGGACUGACGGUGCGUUGAUGGGAGAGCUGCCGUCUCCUGGUUCUGCCUCGUCGCCCUGCAGCAGCAAGCGACCGACAGAGAACCCGAAGCAAGUUUGGUACUAAUAAGGAAAAACUC